Babjeviella inositovora NRRL Y-12698 is the source of this 430-nucleotide messenger RNA. RefSeq lists its product as uncharacterized. Lineage: Eukaryota; Fungi; Ascomycota; Pichiomycetes; Serinales. The coding region runs from base 174 to 347 and encodes 57 amino acids. The record is from RefSeq and is a predicted model, not a curated record. The transcript has a single exon.
UACAAAGGCAAUGCCAGGCCUGGUCGUAUUUAUAAAUUUACUAAUUCAAUUACUAUUUAUACUCGUACCAGUGGCUGAGGGGCGAUAUGCGGACAAAUAGGUUUUAGGCUAUCUAAGCUCGCUCUUAAGCUUCGUAAGGUGAGGAAACAUUAUACCUUAUUAUUUCGCGUAGCAUGUGUAAAUCCCGCUCUCGGCUUGCCUUGUCAGAUCAGCAACCUGAACUCCAGGCCACCGAUUUAAUUCGUACGCAUCAUGUACACAGCCUUGCUGGUGCAUUCUCGACGUCCUGUAAGUCUAAAUUGCCUUUUAUAAAAAAUAUUCCUUCACCCCCUCGAUCAUCAACUUGAAUACCUUCCAUGCCAAUAGUUAUUGUUACAAGUCCCCCGGUAAAUACCCAGAAGAUUGUUCAUAGCGACGCAACAACACAGCC